Molecule: messenger RNA, 825 nt
Organism: Blepharisma stoltei
Lineage: Eukaryota; Ciliophora; Heterotrichea; Heterotrichida; Blepharismidae
Source: the annotation of a GenBank genome assembly
AUGAAUUUAAAGAAUUCCCAGGAUGAAUGUGAUAGUCCUAAAUCCAAACGUGUUACUUUUAGUAAAAAUCGAGGCUUCACUUACAUCCCAAAAAAGCUCACCAAAUCGCCAAAACAUAAAAGUUUAUCAACCCCAGUAGCAUCAGAAGUGUUUAAAAUAACAAUUAGCCCUGAGCUUGACAACCUAUUAUAUUGUGACGAUAUACAAACUCUUACAAGUGCGGAGACUUUUAUCAUUUCUCCCAGGAAGACCUUUAAAACUUCAGUUACAUUAAAGCAACCUCUUGUAAAAAGAGAGAAAGACAUAAUUAGCCAAGUUAUGGAAAAAUUUUCAUCUAGAACUCAAGAUGACUAUAGUAACAGUUAUCAGAAAUGCACUUCUCCUCAGCUAUCCAAGGCAAAAUUACCAUCUUUUAUAAGAAAAAACUCAAGCGCCUCAACCUCCUCAAAUGCUUCGCUUUCUAAAAAAGAGCUUAUAAAUAUAAAUGUCCAAAUCCCGGACUAUCGAAGGCAAAAGUCAUUGGUUUCGCCACGACAAUAUGACCAAAUGAAUGAGCUGCUGCAAAAAAUUAAUGAUGAAGAUGCCAAUAAUGUAAAAAAACUAAGAAAAAGCUUGAAAGAUUGCCAACUUGACUUGUCGAGCAGAAUUGAAGACCUUCGGAAGACUGCAAAAUUAGAUUUCGAUAUAAUGAGGCAACAAAGAGCUAAGAGGUGAACAAAAAAUAAAUUUACAAAUUUUGAGCAGGAUUUAAGUGGGAAAGAAAUAAUGGAAAUGCUAGGAAAGGUUAAAGCUGAUAUGAAAAGAUUUAAUUUUUUAUACAGCUAA